Harpia harpyja (harpy eagle) is the source of this 2030-nucleotide messenger RNA. It is a transcript of the gene FBXO7, whose product is annotated as F-box protein 7. NCBI's taxonomy places the organism in Eukaryota, Metazoa, Chordata, Aves, Accipitriformes, Accipitridae. Gene Ontology annotation, biological process: autophagy of mitochondrion; positive regulation of autophagy of mitochondrion. Bases 127 to 1713 code for a protein of 528 amino acids. Gene Ontology annotation, molecular function: protein kinase binding. The transcript has 9 exons. The record is from RefSeq and is a predicted model, not a curated record.
AACCAAAACAACGACACGCCCCGGCAGCCCUUGCGCCCGCUCCCCUCCCGCCACCAUCACCAUCGCCGCCACCCGGAGGGCCCCGCUUCGGGGGCGUGAAGGCGGGCGCGGACACCCGCCGCCGCCAUGAAGCUCCGGGUGCGGGUGCAGAAGCGAACGGCGCCGUUGGAGGUGCAGGGGGCGGAGCCAACGCUGGGGGAGCUGCGCGCGCAGCUGCGCCAGGCCCUGCUGCCCGCCUGGGGGUACAGUUCUGAUACUGAGUUUUCAAUAACAUUGAACAGAAAAGAUGCUCUCACAGAAGAUCAGAAGACCUUAGCGUCAUAUGGGAUUGUUUCUGGUGAUUUGAUAUGCUUAUUACUAGAAGAAGCAGAUGGACAACCCAACCUACCUCCUCCUCCUUCUGCUCCUCCCCAACUUGAGAAUGGUCAUGAGCCGUCCACCUUGAUCCCCAACAAAAGUCAGGCCAACAGUCCAAACGAAGAAGGGCAGAAUGAGCAAUCUGAAAACCAGAAAGCUCAAGUGGAAGUUCAAAAGACUGACGAGAGGGCAGGAUCCAGUCUAGAGUUUCCUUCUGGAUUAGUCCCAGAAGAUGUUGACCUGGAAGAAGGUACAGGUUCCUAUCCCUCCGAACCCAUGCUGUGCAGUGAAGCUGCUGAUGGUGAAAUACCACAUUCCUUAGAGAUGCUCUACUUUUCUGCUGAGUGUACCAGUGCCGCUGAUGCCUUGAUUGUUCUAGUACAUCUUCUCAUGAUGGAGACAGGCUAUGUACCUCAGGGGACAGAAGCCAAGGCAGUGUCUAUGCCAGAGAAAUGGAGAGGGAAUGGUGUUUAUAAGCUACAGUACACUCAUCCUCUUUGUGAAGAAGGUUCUGCUGGUUUGACUUGUGUGCCUUUGGGAGAUCUUGUUGCUGUUAAUGCAACAUUAAAAAUCAACAAAGAGAUUAAAGGUGUUAAGAGAAUACAGCUAUUGCCAGCAUCCUUUGUUUGCUUUCAGGAGCCAGAAAAGGUUGCAGGUGUUUACAAAGACCUUCAGAAAUUAUCCCGUCUCUUUAAAGACCAGCUGGUUUACUCUCUUCUGGCUGCUGCCCGACAAGCUCUGAACUUGCCAGAUGUAUUUGGGUUAGUGGUCCUCCCUCUUGAGCUCAAGCUUCGGAUUUUCAGACUUCUGGAUGUCCGUUCACUCAUCUCUCUUUCUGCUGUUUGCCAUGAUCUUUACACAGCUUCAAAUGACCAGCUUCUAUGGAGGUUUAUGUAUCUGCGAGAUUUCCGAGAUCCUAUUGCAAGGCCUCGUGACACAGACUGGAAAGAACUGUACAAGAAAAAGUUGAAACAGAAGAAGGAGGCCCUGAGAUGGAGGCACAUGAUGUUUCUGCCCCCUACACCUCAUCCAAUCCCCUUUCAUCCCAACCCAUUCUAUCCUAAUCCCUUUCCUCCCAACCCGUUCCCAUCAAACCCAAUCUAUCCCCCAAUGAUCAUUGGUGGAGAAUAUGAUGAGAGACCAACACUUCCGUAUGUUGGAGACCCAAUUAACUCACUCAUUCCUGGCCCAGGAGAAGCACCAGGCCAGUUUCCUCCUUUCAGACCACAUUUUGACCCAAUUGGUUCCUUGCCUGGAGCAAACCCUACACUUCCAGGACGAGCUGGUCCCAAUGACAGGUUUCCACCUAGACCCAGCCGGGGCCGCCCCAUGGACAUUCGCCGUGCGUUCAUUUGAUUGCUGCUUUUUCCUUCAGUGAGUUUUCUAGUCCCUGAGCUUGCUUUCUAACUGCAGGAGAUUGCAAAUCCCAGGCACUAACAUCUGCCUUCUCUUCAGAUUGUGGCAAGAACAUGUGUGCAUGGUAAUGUUUCAACCACAAAGGCUGGGUUUGUUUUAUGCUCUGGUAGUACUGUACCAUCUGGCACUAAGGUCUGUUUCAUGAAGAGCUACAACUUAGAACCUUGCCCUUAAUCAUCUGUGAAGUGCUACUUAGAGACCAGAAGGAUACCAGCCAAAUAUUUGCUGCAUCAGAUAAAGAGCACUUUAAAUACAAA